Carassius auratus (goldfish) is the source of this 4066-nucleotide messenger RNA. RefSeq names its product filamin A-interacting protein 1-like. The transcript has 8 exons. Bases 219 to 3761 code for a protein of 1180 amino acids. NCBI's taxonomy places the organism in Eukaryota, Metazoa, Chordata, Actinopteri, Cypriniformes, Cyprinidae. The record is from RefSeq and is a predicted model, not a curated record.
UCUCUCUCUCUCUCUCUGUCUGUCACUCGCUCUGAAUCUCUGAAUGUGACUGGAUCACUGCAGCAGACGCUCAGGAGGAAAAGAGAAGAGGUGUGAGAUCAGAGGAGUUGAGAAUGUGUGCAAGCAGCUGAAUACACUCUGUGUGACACACGAGGAGCCGCAGGAGCACACGGUCCAGCGUCCAGCCGCGGCCUGCAUGAUCACUGAGGUGCUCGAUCAUGCUGGAAGACGUGGUGAAGGGGAAGCUGUCUCCGGUCAGAGGACGAGCGCAGCAGCAGAUGUCCGAGCACGAGGAGAGUCCUGGGAUGAGACACGCUCAUGAAGACACGGCCUCCGUCCAGAGGAACCUGAAGGACAGCAGACGGCGAGCGGAGAGAGAGAGCCGAGACCUCUCACGAGACGACCUCCUCUUCCUCCUCAGCAUGCUGGAAGGAGAACUGCAGGCCAGAGACGAGGUGAUCACCGUCCUCAAAGCGGAUAAAAUCGAUCUGGCUCUGCUGGAGGCCAAAUACGGCUUCGUGACGCCGCCGAAGGUGCUCCAGGCGCUGCAGAGAGACGCCAUCCAGGCCAAGAGCAGCUGGCAGGAGGACAUCUACGAGAAGCCCAUGAGCGAGCUGGACAGGCUGGUGGAGAAGCAGCGGGAGACCUACAGACGGAUGCUGGAGCAGCUGCUGCUGGUGGAGCAAGCUCACAGACAGACACUCCACCGCCUCGAGGAUGAGAAGAGGAACCACAGCGACUUCAUGAGGAAGAGCGACGAGUUCACCGGCCUGCUGGAGCAGGAGAGAGAGAGACUGAAACUGCUCAUUGAUCAGGAAAAGGCAUACCAGGAGAGAAAAGAGGAAGAGAACAAUAAAAAAGUCACAAAUCUGAAGGACGAGCUGACCAAGCUAAAGUCUUUUGCCCUGCUAGUGGUUGACGAACAGCAGCGGCUAGCAAAGCAGCUGACCCAACAAACAACGAAGGUCCAGGAACUCCAGAAUACUGCCACUCAAGCCCAAGAGGAGCUGAGCUCCACCCAAACCCGGCUGCAAGAAGAGGAGAACAAAGUCCUUCGCUUGGAGGAGGAGCUGCGCAACCAGGCCUGCCAUUUCCACCAAGAACUGGAAGCCAUGACUGCCAAACUGACCAGUGAAGAUGCCCAGAACAGACAGCUGCGGCAGAAGCUCUCCGCCCUCAGCCGACAGUUAGAUGAGCUGGAAGAAACCAACAAGACCCUGCACAGAGCGGAGGAAGAACUGCAGGAGCUGCGGGAUAAAAUGAGCCGAGGGGAGUGCGGUAACUCCAGCCUAGUAUCAGAGGUGGAGGAGUUGAGGAAACGAGUGCUUGAAAUGGAGGGAAAGGAUGAAGAGUUGAUCAAGAUGGAGGACAUGUGCAGGGACCUCAACAGAAAGCUGGAGAAGGAGUCAAACCAGAGCCGUAGCUUGAAAGCAGAGGUGGACAAGUUGAAUCACAGAAUCAUGGACCUUGAAAAGCUAGAAGAUGCCUUUGGGAAGAGUAAGCAGGAGUGCAAUUCACUGAAAAGCAACCUAGAGAAAGAGCGGACCAUGACUAAACACAUGUCCAAUGAACUAGAUGUGCUGAGAGUCAGAAUCAAAGAGCUUGAAGCUACCGAGGUUCAUUUGGAGAAGAUGGAGCUGUCGCUGAAAGAGGAUCUGACAAAACUGAAAACACUGACUGUCAUGCUGGUGGAUGAGAGAAAAGCCAUGGCUGAAAAGUUAAAGCUGAUGGAGGACAAAGUGCAAAACAGCACUGGCAAACUGCAGGCAGAACAAGACAAAGUCAACACCGUCACUGAAAAACUGAUCGAAGAGAGCAAGAGAGCUCUGCGGUCAAAGGCCGAACUGGAGGAGAAGAUGUGUUUUGCCACUAGAGAGAGGGACGAGCUCAAAACUAAGCUAAAAGCAGAAGAAGAGAAAAACAGUGACCUUCAGUCCAAGGUCAGCAUGAUGAAAAAGCGGCUUCAGUCACUGGAAGCAGUGGAAAGAGAAUUAUUGAGGAACAAGGCCAAAGAGGAGCUCACAAAGAGCCCCGUUCCUUAUCACUACCAACAAGAAGACAACAAAGUGAAAGAUUUGACCCAGGAAGUGGAACGCCUCAGGAGGAAGUUAAAGGAGAUGAAGGCGGUUGAGGGUGAUCUAUUGAAAACUGAAGAUGAGUUUGAAUCCCUGGAAAAGAGAUAUUCCAAUGAACAGGAACGAGCAAAAUCCUUGAUGGAGGAGCUGGAGAUCUCCAGGAAGGAACUGUCCAAGUUCCAGUUGGCUGAGAAAGAGGAAUCCAACCAAGAGCAUAUACUGUAUAAACGUCUGAAAGAGGAAGAGGCCAAAUCCAGCCAUCUCACUAGAGAGGUCGAAGCCCUCAAAGAGAAGAUCCAUGAGUACAUGGGCACAGAGGAAUCCAUCUGCCGCUUGAACACAGACCACACGACCCUACAGAGAAAACUCACCCAGCAAGAGGUCAGGAACAAAGAGCUGGCCAGAGAGAUGGAGACCCUUACACGAGAACUCGAGAGAUACCGCCGCUUCAGUAAGAGUCUAAGGCCGGGCAUGAACGGAAGACGUUUCUCAGAUCUCCAAGUCUCCACAAAGGAGGUGCAGACGGACCCAACAGAGAGCCUAUCCCCAAAUUACAAGAACCUUGCACCACUGGAACGUGCCUUGGUCAACGGAAAGCUAUACGUGGAGAGUGAUCCGGAGGAUGAGGUUAAUUACAAUGAGAUCAACCUCACAAAAUGCAGUCCUUCACACAUGAACAAUGUCAACAAUCUUAACAACAACAUGAGAAGAGUCAGAGGCCCUUUUCUUAAGACUAGAGAAAUCCAGCAUCCAAUAAAUGGCAUGACACAACCGAGACAGAAUGGUAAUCAUGUUCAACAGGGAGACCUGUUCCUUGCACACAGUCCUGGACAACCCCUCCAUAUCAAAGUGACCCCUGACCACGGGCACAACAUGGCAACUCUUGAGAUCACGAGUCCCACCACAGAGAACGCCCAGUCCUAUACAAGCACAGCGGUCAUCCCGACAAGCGGCGCCCCUCCAAAACAGCGCAUUACGAUCCUCCAGAACUCACCAAUCUCACCUUCCAACAAGCCCAAGGGUUCUCCUCCUCCUCCGGAGAGUCCAUGCAGCCCAGGCACGCCUGAUCGAUCCAUGUCGCCGCUCACCAUGGCAGCCUAUUCACAAACUCUAGCUUCGGAGUCCUGCGGAUCGGUGACCCCGGACCGAGCCAUGUCGCCCAUUCAGAUUGUGUCCGUUACCACCGGAAGCCCUGACCGGUUGGAGCCGAUAGAGCUUGUGGGAGGUCAUACGGUUUUCCGUGUGAGCCCGGAAAGGCAGAACAGCUGGCAACUGCAAAGGUCCAACAGCUCAGGUCCGAAUGUCAUUACCACUGACGACAAUAAAAUCCAUAUUCACUUAGGGAGCCCCUACAUUCAAGCUGUAAACACCACAGCCAAAUCCAUCCCCUAUUACUCCCUCGGGCCGGAGCAAAGGAUCCCUGUGCUAACCAGUGGCACUCCAGCCAAAGGAAACAACAAAAUCACAAGCAGCAUCGUGAUAAAGCCCACAUCCAGUCCAAUCUCACGACCCUCACAAAUUACAAUGCCUCUGGAAUCAUUCCGGCGUCCUGGACCCACCAGGAUUCCCAAACCCAAAGGCUUCAGUGCAGCGAAAGGGUCAAACAACUCUGUGCAAACCCCACUGAACUCUGGGAAAUGUGUGUCUAACAACCUGAACCUGAUGAACCAGCCUACCAAAUCAUGAUUGAAGCGUCCACAGCAGUUUGACCCAUAGGAAAGACAUUUAUGUUUAUUGUGUUUAAUAUUGAUCACUUCUGGUGCUGUGAUGAGACUCUAGACUCAAAGACACUGUUAAGAAACCCAUCACUCAUCUUUCAGUCUAUGGUGCUCUUUCUUUUUUUCUUUUGACAAAAUGUAUCUAUUGCACUCAUUAAACUGAAAGUAAUCUCUGUUAUGGUUUGAUUCAGUGUAGAGCAAUCAAUAAUGCACGGACUUGUCAUAUGAGGUAUUUUUGAUGUAUGAGAUCUGGAUGUUAAUAAAAUACUUUUU